AUGGGCGCGCAGGAAACGUACGCGAGCAAGGAAGCCGGCGGGGAGGAUCUGGUCGCCGUGAACAUCGCCGAGUCGACGCAGCCAGACUGGACAGAGAGCGAAGAGCGGCAAGCGAAGCGGAAAGUCGACUUCAUCCUGCUCCCCAUCCUGGGCCUCGCCUUUUUCGCGCUGCAGUGCGACCGCGGCAACAUCGCCAAUGCUCUGACGGAUACCAUCACCAAGGACCUGCAUGUGACGACGAACCAGAUCAAUGUUGGCAACAGCUUGUUGUCGGCGGGGAUUGUGGUGCUGGAGAUUCCGUCUAACAUCCUCCUGCAGAAGAUCGGCCCGCAACGGUGGUUAUCCUUCCAGAUCAUCAGCUGGGGUCUCGUCGCGACGUUCCAGGCUUUCGCAACGAACUAUGCUGCGUAUCUCGUGACGCGGAUUCUUCUUGGGCUGUGCGAGGCCGGCUUCAUUCCUGGCGCCCUGUAUACCAUGUCCACCUGGUACAAAAAGUCCGAAACGAGUCUGCGCAUCUCCAUCUUCUUCCUGGGCAACAUCCUGGCGUCGGCCACAGUGUCAUUGAUUGGCGCUGGGAUCCUGACCAUGGCUGGGCGUGAUGGCGUCGCUGGAUGGAGAUGGCUUUUCAUCAUCGAAGGAGUCAUGACGAUCGGCAUCGGGAUCAUCUUCAUCCUCUUCCUCCCGCCCAGCGUCGGCAACGGCAAACCGCUGAUCGGCCUCGGCGAAUGGAGCUACUUCACGUCUCGCGAGCAGUACAUCCUCGUGCGCCGCGUGCUGCUGGACGACCCGGCCAAGACGGCCUCGCAGGUGGCCAUUUCGGGGCGGGAUGUGUGGCGGACGGUGCGCAACGCGCGCAUUCUGGUGCAUGUGCUCAUCACGCUGACGGCGACCAUUUCGGUCAACGCGGUGCAGACGUAUGCGCCGUCCAUCAUCAAGAGCCUGGGCUUCAGCGCCGUGCAUGCCAACGCGCUGUUCUCCGUUGGCAACUUUUUGGCCGCUGCGAUCGUUGUGCUGCUGGGAUUUCUCGCCGACCGCACAAAACGCCGCGGACCGGCUGUCCUCAUCGCUGCGCUGUGG
This is a messenger RNA of Rasamsonia emersonii CBS 393.64, 1077 nucleotides long. RefSeq names its product transporter. Lineage: Eukaryota; Fungi; Ascomycota; Eurotiomycetes; Eurotiales; Trichocomaceae. Gene Ontology annotation, molecular function: transmembrane transporter activity. The record is from RefSeq and is a predicted model, not a curated record. Gene Ontology annotation, cellular component: membrane. Gene Ontology annotation, biological process: transmembrane transport. The transcript has 6 exons. The annotation marks the transcript as partial.